AUGAAAAAUUUAAAAGUCUUUAAAAGCAAAAAAAAAUCAUUUUUAAGUCGAUUUUUUUCAAAAAUUUUGAGUUAUAUUUUUUAUUUUAAAAAAAGUGAUAAAAAUAAAAACAACAUUAAUGGUGUUGAAAAUGAUAAUUCUUUUUAUGAAUAUAACAGAGGAAUUAUUAUGGCAUUGGUCUAUACAUUCAAAAAACCAAUAAUAGUGAUAUCAAUACUUUAUAUGAUUCACGCAUUAUAUUUAGUAUUCGUUGCUAUUUGUAUAGAAAAAUAUAUAGCAAUCAUAAAAGGACACCAUGUUUUUUCUCCAAUAUUCCAAUUAAAAUUUGCAAAACUAUUAUCAGCUUUUGCUCUUAUAAUAGUAUUAUCCUUUAAUUUAUUGUUGGAUUCGGUUGUUAGUUAUAUGGGUAGCAAAAUAAUAAUCGAUAUGGAGGUAACAGUUAUGCAUUUUUUGUAUAAAAUAAAUAUGGGAAUGUUUAAUCAUUGUAUAUUAAGCCCAUAUGCUGAUAAUAAUAAUAAUAAUAAUUUACUUGAACCGAUUAAUAAUAAUAGUGAAAAUAGUACUUGUGCAAAUAUAAAUUCACCUAUGCUCCUUGACAGAAAAAAUAUAGAUUCCAAUAAAAAUAAGACAUGUGAUACAUCCAAUAAUUGUGUUAUAAAAGUUGAAGAUGAACAUGAAAAUGGAGAAUAUAAAAAUAAAACAAAUCAAAGUAAUGCUAAUACCACUAGCAAUACAAAUAACCUUACCGAUUUUUCAAAAAGAAAAGGUUCAAAUAGUUCAUUAGGAGAAGAUAAUGAAAAUAGAAAUAAUGAUGGUGAUAUAAACAUAUAUAAUAUUAUGUUUAUCGAUACACCAUCUAUAAUAUAUUUUAUAUCUUCUUCAGUCAUGGCUAAUGGAAUGAUUAUUAAAUUGAUAAUAUCAUUUUGUAUGUUUUAUCAUAAAAUGGGAAAAAAAUCUAUUUUAGGUGGCAUACUUUUAAUAUUAUUAUUAUAUGGAAUUAUAUUUUUAUGCGAACUACUAUCAAGUAUCCUUAAAAAACCAUAUUUAAAAUAUCAAGACAAAAGAAUAGAUAACAUGAACCAUGUUUUAAAAGAAUAUAAAUUAAUGAAAAUGUUUAAUUGGGAAUCGAUAGCAUUUGAUUAUGUAAAUGAAUUUAGGAGAAAAGAAUUGAAAUAUUGUAAAUACAGAAUUUAUUUGAAUUCUCUAAGUAAUUAUGUUAACGCCAUUUCAGUCCAUUGUGUAGAAAUAGUUAUAUUUUUUGUUUAUAUUAGAAGCAAAAUAAAUAGUAAUGAUCAAAUUGAUGUUAAUUCGAUAAUUACACCACUUUUUGUAUAUAAAUCUUUAAUUAACGGAGUUAUAAGUUUUCCAACUAUAUUUAAUAAUAUAUUAGAAGGCCCUAUCAGUAAUGCACGUAUAAAUAGAUAUAUUAAUCAUUAUUUUCAUGACAGUAUAUCCAGUAAGUUUUUUUAUUCUAAAAUUAAAAAUAAAAUAAAAAAUAGCUACACUUCUAAUAAAAAAGACGAUAAUUAUAUGAACAUGCAAGGUAAAUCAGAGAUAUUUGUUCCUCCAAAAAAAAAUACAUAUUAUUCUAGUUUUUUAAGCAUGAUUUCAAAUGAAAAUUAUGGUUAUGAUGAUGAUGAUUAUGGUAGCAAUACCACGGAUGCUGGAUUGUCACAUUGUUUGAUUAAUUCUGAAAAAGGAUUACUAAAUAAUAAAAAUGGAAAUAAUAAAAUAACUCGAAAUACUGACGAAGACCAUAUUAAUAACAAAACAGUAGCAAUAGACAUUUUAAAUAAAGGAAACAAAAUGAACGAAAUAAAUGAACAUAUUAAAUCAAAAAAUAUCGCUGAUGAAAAAUAUGGAAUAGAUAAAAAAAUUAUUAUAAAAUUUGAAAACUGUAAUUAUAAGCCAAUAAAUUUUGAAAAAAAUAAUGAUCAAUUGAAAAACAUAAAAUUGAAAAAUAUAAAAUUGAAGAAUAUAAAUUUUACUUUAAAAAACAAUACUAUAGCAAUAAUAGUAGGUGACGUUGGAUCGGGUAAGUCAUUAUUUUUUAAUUCUAUUCUUGGGAAAUUUAAGUUAAUAAAUGGAAAUUAUUAUAUUAAAAAUUUUAUAUAUGAUAUGCCUGUUUUAUAUGCACCCCAAAUUAAUUGGCUAUCUGAUGGAACAAUCAGAUCAAUGGUAACAUUUGAAAGUAAAUUCGAUCCAUAUAUUUAUUAUUUAGCUAUUUCACAAAGUGAGCUAAUAAAUGAUAUAUAUUCUUUUAAAAAUUUGGAUAUGCGAUGUAUAAAUGAUGAACAUAGUUUAAGUAAAGGACAGAAGUCAAGAAUAUCUUUAGCAAGAUCUUUAUAUUAUCAUUAUAUAAAUAUGAAACAAUUAUGUGAUGAGUAUAUAGAAAUGAUAAAUGCCGAAGAAUGCGCAUUGAAUAGUACACCUGAAAAUAACUUGGGUUUAAGUAAAUUGGCAACAAAUUAUUAUGAUAAAAAUAUUUCUAAUAUGAAAUCAAUCAAAGUUUCAAAAUCCAUUAAAAAUUUCACAUUACAUAAUGAUAAUCAAUAUAAAAAUUCCACAGACCCUAAUAUAUAUAGUGAUGGGUCUGAACAAGUUAAAGGAAAUAAUCAAAGCGAUGAUAUAGAUACUAACAGUUUUACUGAUGAUGGUAAAUUUUCAUAUUCAGACUUACAAUAUAUGAUGAAUAACAACUAUUUAAAAGAUUGUUUAGAGAAAAACGAUAUGUCUUAUUUAUAUUUAUUAGAUGAUAUAUUUACUUCGAUAGAUCCAUUUAUUUCAAGAAAUAUAUUUUAUAAUUUAUUUUGUGAUAAAGAAACAUUGAAAAAUAUUAAAAACCAUUGUGGUAUUGUUAUAACAAUAAAUGAAAAUGCCCUUAACAGUUUUAUAAUGAAAGAUAUUAUAGAUAACCUUCAGUAUAAUGUGGAUGUAUAUAAAUUGGAAAAUGGUACAUUAGAUUUUCAAGGAAAUAUAAAUGAAUAUAUAAAUAAAAAAAAAAUUCAAAUAAAAACAUCGGAGAUGUUGGUUAGAAACGAAACAGAAAAUGACAAACGAGAAAAAAUGCUUUCAUUUUUCAAAAAAACAGGAAUAACAAUGAAUAAUUUUAAAAUGAAUGAUCAAUUAUUUUAUAUGUCUAUGUCAUUAGAAUUAUGCCACCAAGAUACUCCACAAACAGAGGUUGAAAUUAGAAAUAAUGAUAGUAUUGAACAUCCCUCUAAUGUUACAGUUCUUUACAAAAAAGAUAAUCCAUAUAUCGAUAAAAAUAAUAUAAUAUAUAAUAAAAUAAUUUUAUUGAAGGAAUUAAAACUUUUACAUCAUCUUAAAUCAGAAGAUACUAAUGAGGCAUGCUCUAUCAAUAAAAAAUUUACUAUCCUAAUGAAUAACCAUUUUAAUAAAAUUGUAACGGAAUCUAUUCCAAAGGAUCAAAUUCAUAAUAUUAGUCCAGAAGAAAUGAAAACAAUAAAGAAAGAUCGAAUUAGGGAAUAUAUUGGAAAUUUUAUUAUAGACACAAAAGGAAAUAAUGAAACAAAAUGUUUAAAAAAUAAAAAAACACAUAUAGAUGAAUUUGAAGAAAUGAAUAUAAUGCUAAAAAAAAAUUUAAAAGAACAUUAUACAUAUUAUAAUAAUUAUAUUAGAGAUAAUGCUAAUGAAUCUAAUACAGAUGUAGCUAGGAAAGGGAAUAUAAAAUUUGAAACAUUUAGAUGGUAUUUUAGAAAUAUUGGUAAUACAAUUAUAAUAAUUAUUAUUAUAUUUGUCAUAAUAUCUAUAUUUUUAGAUGAAGUAAAAAAUAUGUUAUUAUUUUUAGUUAGCGCAUUAUUAAAAACAAAAGAUAAAUCUUAUGACGAAGCAAUACAAAAAAAAUUAGUUUAUUUAAAAUAUUUUGUCUUGCUACCAUCAUUAUCUUUAGUAACUACUUUAAUAUCAUAUAUGAUAAUUGCACAUGGAAUAAUGAUAUCAGCAAAGAAAAUGCAUACAGAGAUUUUCAAAAAUAUGUUAUAUGCUCCUAUUCAUGCAUUUUAUAGUCAUAAUAUAGGGAAUAUAAUUAAUAGAUUUAUAAUAGAUAUUCAUACAUUAGAUAAUGGAAUAAUUAAACGAUGCUAUAAAUCAUUUUAUACAAUUUUCAAGUUUAUAUCAACCGUUAUUUUAUUAGUGUUUAUGUUUAAAAAUACAUAUAUUAUGUUACCAUUUAUUAUAUUAAUAGUUUAUUAUGGAAUUUUCAAAAAAUAUUCCGUAGCAUGUAAAGAAGCACAAAGAGGAUUCUUAUGUUCUCAUUCCCCAAUUUGCGCCAUAUUUAAUAAUACUAUACAUGGGAAGGAUAUUAUAAAUUUAUAUAAAAAAAAUGAUUCGGUUUUAAAGAGAUUUGAAAACAGUGUUUAUGCACUUAGAAAUUUUACUUUAUUUAAAUGGGGUAUAACCGUAUGGGCAUCUUUAUAUAUACAAUUAGUAGGUUUGUGUUUAACAUCAUUUUAUAUUUUAUACCCUCAUUUUUUUUCAUUUUUAAAAAAUACACAUGAAGGAGUUGAUAUUGAUGUAGAUAAUUAUAUAAGAUAUAGUGAAGUUAUUGGUUAUUGUAUAACAUUUUCUUGUAGUUUAGGAUAUACAAUAAAAUCAUUUUUAUAUGAUUAUACACAUGUCGAAAAAGAAAUGUGUAGUAUUCAGCGAUUAGAAGAAUUGUCAAAAAUAAAAGACAUGAAUGGUGAUACACGUCUUACUUCAGUUGAAAAUUAUGAGCAUGAUAAACAGGAUAUACCAAUAGCUCCAAGCCAAAUUUCAGAAUCAAAAUAUGGACUUGAAUUUAAAAAUAUUUAUGUUAGUUAUAAAAAAAAAAUAUAUAUAGAUAAAUUAAAAAAUACGUACUAUUAUGCAAAUGAAAAAUCCUGCUUAAGGAAUAUAAAUUUUUAUGCCUUAAAAAAUCAGAAUAUUGGAAUUAUUGGAAAAUCGGGAGCAGGAAAAAGUACAAUAAUUAUGACAAUAUUAGGAUUAAUAUCUACAACAAAAGGAGAAAUAAAAAUUGAAGGAAGAGAUAUAAGAAGUAUACCCUUAGAAGAAAGAAAAAAAAUAAUUGGUAUUUUACCUCAAUCAUCUUUUGUUUUUUCACAUUGGAAUAUAAGAACAUAUAUAGAUCCAUAUCAAACUUUUUCUGAUAAUGAAAUUAUUGAUGCAUUUAAAAUAAUUGGAAUAAAUCUUACAUGUGCAGAUUUAUAUAAAUAUAUAUCCAAAUCAAAAAAUAAAAAAAAUAAUGAAUAUGAUAGAUCUAGACAUACAGAAGUGCAAAAUAAUGAAAAUUAUAUAUUAAUGUCUGAUGAUUCAAUACGAUAUUUAUCUCUUGUACGAAUAUAUUUGAACAGAAAUAAUUAUAAAUUAUUAUUAAUUGAUGAAAUACCUGUUAUAAAUUUUAAUAAAAAUAAUGAGUUUAAUAAUUUUUUUACAAAAGAUCUAAAACCAUUUAGUUAUAUAAUUGAUAAUUAUUUUAAAAAUAUUACGACUUUAAUAAUUUCUCAUGAUACAAGAACUUUGUCAUCUUGUGAUUUUAUAUAUGUUGUUUCUAAAGGAGAAAUUGUAUAUAAGUGUAAUUACUCAGACAUAGAGACACAAACACAACUAGCUAAUAUUAUACAGGACCAAGCUAAUUGA
Molecule: messenger RNA, 5640 nt
Organism: Plasmodium vinckei vinckei
Lineage: Eukaryota; Apicomplexa; Aconoidasida; Haemosporida; Plasmodiidae
Product: multidrug resistance-associated protein 2, putative ABC transporter C family member 2, putative
Exons: 1
Coding region: 1-5640 (1879 amino acids)
Biological process (GO): transmembrane transport
Cellular component (GO): membrane
Molecular function (GO): ATP hydrolysis activity; ATP binding; ABC-type transporter activity
Source: RefSeq, a predicted model, not a curated record